AUGGCCACGGCGCCCGUCAAGUUCGCCGCGCUCGCCGUCGCCAUAGUCGCCGCGGUCGCGCUCAGUUCCUUCUUCCGCUACCAGUGCCGCCACCGGCCGUCGCCCUUCGUCUCCACCGAGGUGCUCCGCCUCAUCGUGGUGAGCAACGAGCAGGAGGUCGGCGAGGAGAUGGACCUGGCCGACGGCAACGUGGAGCUGCGGUGCUACGGCUUCAGCGAGCACAGCCACAACCGGUCGGCGUGGUCGGCGCGCGCCGACAUCCCCAGCGGCGCGGAGGCCAACCUGACGUUCCCCGCCGUGCACGGCGACGAGGUGUUCGAGGUGCUCUGCUCCUACCGCGGCGCCAACCGGUGCUGGGCGCACGGCGUCCGGGUGUUCGAGAACCCGGGCCACGACAACCUCUUCUGCUCCCAGCAGAUCGGCGGCUGCACCGUCAGGUUCCGCAAGGAUGGCGGCGUCGAGAAGGUGUACCAGACCAACGGGGAGCUAGACUUGCAGCCGCCCAUCUUCAUGGGGUUUGUGCCGGACUUCGACAACGCCCGGGACAGUGGAUGCUCGUCGGCGAGCUGCGUUGGGAGGACGAUCAACAGGGUCAUAGGCGAGGAGAGCUGCUGCGACGAUUCCUGCGGGGGAUGGGAGAAAGCAUUGCCAAAGAAAUGA
Molecule: messenger RNA, 660 nt
Organism: Miscanthus lutarioriparius
Lineage: Eukaryota; Viridiplantae; Streptophyta; Magnoliopsida; Poales; Poaceae
Source: the annotation of a GenBank genome assembly